UCUAUUUAAAACGUAUACCCAGUCUAGGCAUAGUCAUGGUUCGUGCGGUCAUGGCCCUGGAUAAUUCUGCCUGCACAAUCCGGGUGUUGUCAUUUCUUGUGCUCGUUAACCUGGUCAGUGAAACUAAGGGCCACGUAUCUCUGACAUAUCCCCCCGCCAGGAAAUAUGCGCUGGAUUUUCUGGAUAAUCUAAGAACAACAGGGCCCUGCGGAAUUCCAAAAGGAUUGGGGCCCACGACUUCCCUAGUCCCCGGGUCAAGGAUCAAUGUGACUUGGAGCAUCGCCUAUCCACACAGGGGUGGGUACCAGCUAAAUCUCCUCGACGCCAAUGAAGAGCCCCUAUACAAUCUGACCCUGGGAGAUGGGUUCAUUGGUUCCUCAGACCCAACACGACGGUACCAGGAAGUGACGUUGCCGACCGAGGAGUGCCGGAACUGCUCCAUACAGCUUGUCCGACAGGCGGGGGAGUGGAGCGCCGGAAGUUGUGGACAGUACUUAUUCUGGUCAUGUGCAGAUGUUAACAUUGCUAGUGGUGCUUCAGCCUCAGAACUGUGCAAUGGCUUCCCUAUGGAGAACGGAGCCUGUGUGUGUGGAAAGCCAUACAGUGGGACAAGAUGCCAGUACAAAGAUGACUGUCAGUCGGACGGCGACUGUUCCGGUCGCGGCAUCUGUUCGGCGUCUGAGGGAUUCUAUCACCAGAGGCACUGCUUCUGUGACAUAGGCUUCUUUGGGAAAAGGUGUGAAAGAGAGUCUUCGAUCAAAAGCCUCAGUCUGGACCUUAUGAAAUACACUCAUACAGAUCUCUCGCCAAGGUUCCAACUUUUACACAGAAUUCUCCAUAGGGAGCAAGAAAUAGAAGUUGUGCUAAAGGUAAAAACAGAGACUUGGGUAGGAGUGGGAUGGAGGCCUCCAAGCUUCCGGUCCGGAUGCCAGCACUUUCCACAACUUCCCGGAACUUCAUUGGGGUCAACCGACAGUACCUCAGAACCGGAAGUUACUUCAGAACCAGAGACAACCGCUGAACCAGUAUCCUGUACAGGAAGUGCCAAGUCCUGUGCCGACGCAUCAUGUCCAUACGAGGUUUCAUGGAUCCAAGAUCCAACCAAUGAUGACGUCACUUUCACGGUGUCUGCUCAAGUACAGUCCACCGAAUGGCUUGCUUUGGGAUUCUCGUCCGAUCAAUCCAUGCCAAGUACAGAUGUAUAUCUAGGAUGGGUGGAUGCAGCGCAGAAUGUUGUAAUCAAGGACAGGUUUGCUACCCAAAAAUCGGAACCCACGAUUGACGCUGUACAAAAUAUAUACAACACAUCGGGGUCUUUUGUCAAUGGCAGAACUACGCUCAAUUUCACGCGCAAGCGCAAUACAGGCGACCAAUCCGAUUUCCCUUUAACAGAUGGAAAUUGUUGGUACUUCAUGAUGGCAUGGGGAGGCACUUACAAUGCUAACGAUGGCAGCGCUUCUUACCAUAAACAGCGGGUUGCAUCCAGUGACAAAAUCUGCAUUUCCACUUGUGGAUCAACAGCUGAACCAGAGACAACCCCUGAACCAGAGACAACGGCUGAACCAGAGACAACUCCUGAACCAGUUUCCUGUACAGGUAGUGCUAAGUCCUGUAAUGACGCAUCAUGUCCAUACGAGGUUUCAUGGAUCCAAGAUCCAACCAAUGAUGACGUCACUUUCACGGUGUCUGCUCAAGUACAGUCCACCGAAUGGCUUGCUUUGGGAUUCUCGUCCGAUCAAUCCAUGCCAAAUACAGACGUAUAUCUAGGAUGGGUGGAUGCAUCACAGAAUGUUGUGAUCAAGGACAGGUUUGCUACCCAAAAACGGGAACCCACGAUUGACGCUGUACAAAAUAUAUACAACACAUCGGGGUCUUUUGUCAAUGGCAGAACUACGCUCAAUUUCACGCGCAAGCGCAAUACAGGCGACCAAUCCGAUUUCCCUUUAACAGAUGGAAAUUGUUGGUACUUCAUGAUGGCAUGGGGAGGCACUUACAAUGCUAACGAUGGCAGCGCUUCUUACCAUAAACAGCGGGUUGCAUCCAGUGACAAAAUCUGCUUUCAUACUUGUGAAACUAAUGGGAAUGAAGGAUCAACGGCUGAACCAGAGACAACCGCUGAACCAGAGACAACGGCUGAGCCAGAGACAACGGCUGAACCAGUAUCCUGUACAGGUAGUGCCAAGUCCUGUACCGACGCAUCAUGUCCAUACGAGGUUUCAUGGAUCCAAGAUCCAACCAAUGAUGACGUCACUUUCACGGUGUCUGCUCAAGUACAGUCCACUGAAUGGCUUGCUUUGGGAUUCUCGCCCGAUCGAUCCAUGCCAAGUACAGAUGUAUAUCUAGGAUGGGUGGAUGCAUCCCAGAAUGUUGUGAUCAAGGACAGAUUUGCUACCCAAAAAUCGGAACCCACGAUUGACGCUGUACAAAAUAUAUACAACACAUCGGGGUCUUUUGUCAAUGGCCGCACUACGCUCAAAUUCACGCGCAAGCGCAAUACAGGCGACCAAUCCGAUUUCCCUUUAACAGAUGGAAAUUGUUGGUACUUCAUGAUGGCAUGGGGAGGCACUUACAAUGCUAACGAUGGCAGCGCUUCUUACCAUAAACAGCGGGUUGCAUCCAGUGACAAAAUCUGCAUUUCCACUUGUGAUAUUAAUGCAGAAUCAACCGCUGAACCAGAAUCUACAGCUGAACCGGAAUCUACCGCUGAACCGGAACCGACAGGGACAUGUGGAAGAGGUGUUUUCGCGGGCACAAGCGACACAACAGGAAAUACACCACACCCUAUGGACUGCACGGAUAUGGUGAUAGGGGCCGCUCGAGGCAUGCGUAGUUGGGUCGGGGACUACUACACACGCGGAAGAUCUACACCACAAAGAGAUGGAUUUUAUGGGGGUUCGGAAAGUUUAACCGCUGCUGGUGGUUUUGAAAAAGAUGGAUACACCUACAUUUUAUUUCGAAGGAAGCUAAAAGUGGCGGAGCGGACUGACCAUGAAAUAAGCGAUAAUUACAUGAACCUCAUUUGGGCACAAGGACAAGACGCCGGGAGUUAUGUUCAUACCCCUGCCGCAGGAAUUGAAGUAGAGGUCAACAUAUCAGACAAAAACUUCUACAAACCAGAUGACCUCAAGUACCACGGACCUCGCGAGCACCGAGGAACCAGGACCUUCAACUUUUUCGACGGCAAUAGAGAAAACACUGCACCACCUAAUUUGUGCAAUAACAAAUGGGGACGCUGUUUGGAUAACAGUGACGUCAAUUGUUUCUUGGUCACGUGGAUUUAUGACACCAAUCAGAUAACAUUUACAAUUAAAGCUUAUCUUGAACGAGACCAGUGGGUAGGCAUAGGGUUCAACGAAAAUCCCACAAUGGCAGGAACCGAUGUGAUUGUAGGAUGGCGAACAGAGAAUGGUGAAGCAGUUAUACAGGACAGAAAGGCAACCGCCUAUGCGCAGCCUCCUCUGGAUAGCCAACAGGACGCUACGUUGAUAUCAAGCUCUAGAGUAGAUUCAGUUACGACCUUGAACUUUAGCCGACCUUUGAUAACAAACGACAAAGAUGACAUUUCCCUUUCAUAUAACUGUGUUCAUUUCAUCUAUGCCAAGGGCGGCAAAUACAGCAGCAACUCCAUAUCCUACCACGACAAUACGCCAAUCAUCUCCACAAAGAAAAUCUGUAUACCUUGCACUGGGGUUGAAGAGCCUUCAACCACUUCAACCGAAGUGCCCGCAUCCCAAAGGACCAAUGUUCGAUCCGAGUUCAAGAUAACGAACACACCAUGGGACUCCAAACUCGGGGACGCCACGAGCCAGGAAUUCCGAACACUCGCGGACAAACUACACACGGCUUUGUUGUCUCUCCUGACAUCCAUUCCCGGAUUUGUUGAUGUUAAAAUUCUCCGAUUCAGACGUGGCAGCGUGAUUGUGGAAUUUGACGUCAUAAUGGCGGGUGAUGAAGGUGCGGUCGCUCAAGGUUCCACGGCGGCACUAGAGAAGCUCCGAACGGAAGGACAACUAGCGGAAUUUACUGUCGAUAAAGACAGUGUUAAGUUAGUUCCAGCAAAAGCUCCCGAUGAAAAGUCCACACUUACGGUCACACUGAUUCUCAUCAUUGCGAUUUCCGCCGCUGGAGUUCUUUUGGUCCUUGUCCUUGGAAUCUGCAACUGUAUUAGGAAUCGUCAACAGACUGAAAAACAAAAUACACCUGAUGAUUACGUUCCCAUGAAUACUACUGCGGGUAACAGAAACACGGACUCUAUGAAGUUAUCGUACGAAGAGUGGUCGAAACAGCAGCAGGAAUACAAUAACCCGACUUUUGACAACGCUCCAUACACCAGCCUCGGGAGUCAGAGUAGCAACCCAUACACCGGCCUCGGGAGUCAGAGUAGUGACAAUUUAGUCAGUAAAGACGACAGCGGGACUAAGGAACAGGGCACCUUCAUCCGACAUUUUUGUGAAUGAAUGUUUAUUUCAAUGGUACAUGGGGAACAGAACAAAAAUAUAUUUACAAAUGUACAUCAAAUGUACAUGUACAUAUGAAAAACCAAGUGAGGAAAAGGAAUUUGAAGAAAUCGAGCUAAUAUUUAAAAAAAAUAUAUGGACAACGUUUUCAAUAAAUUAAUAUCUAUGGUAUUCAUAAGAUUCCCAAAUUUAAAGUGUUAAUUAAGAUUUGUUUGGUAUUUUUCAUCAAUUAAU
Magallana angulata is the source of this 4691-nucleotide messenger RNA. RefSeq lists its product as uncharacterized. NCBI's taxonomy places the organism in Eukaryota, Metazoa, Mollusca, Bivalvia, Ostreida, Ostreidae. The transcript is spliced from 28 exons. Bases 36 to 4457 code for a protein of 1473 amino acids. The record is from RefSeq and is a predicted model, not a curated record.